AUGGAUACAACAGUUCAUCAUAUAGGUCCGCUCAGCGUUGCUCGGCACAAUGUUUUGAUUGCCAAGUCCCAUGCUUGUGGAGACUGCUUCACCCGUAUGCCUAAAACGAGAUGCAGCAAUACUGUCUGCUAUAAUACCCUGGAUAAUCCUGCAAUCAACACUUCCUACAGCAGUAGCGAGAUUUCUGAGGAUGUUUUGUCAAUCCAAUCUACCACCAGAUUGAACCCGUUAACAUUCCACGAUUCAUUUUCUCGUCUCCCCUCGUUUCUGAAUGCGGGGGAUUGCAAACAGAAAUCACGGGAACAGCCAGGCUUGGGGGAAGUCUGGUGGCGUUUCCUUCUCAACUGA
Molecule: messenger RNA, 348 nt
Organism: Fraxinus pennsylvanica
Lineage: Eukaryota; Viridiplantae; Streptophyta; Magnoliopsida; Lamiales; Oleaceae
Source: the annotation of a GenBank genome assembly